UACAUGGAAGUAGAAAACCACACUAAAGUAUCAGAAUUUUUCCUCCGGGGUCUCUCAGAGGAUCCUGAACUACAGCCCUUCUUCUUUGGAAUGUUACUGUUCAUGUACCUGGUCACUAUACUUGGAAACCUACUCAUCAUUCUGGCCAUCAGCUCUGACUCCCACCUGCACACCCCCAUGUAUUUCUUUCUUGCCAAUCUGUCCUUUGUUGACAUCUGUUUCACCUCCACCAUCAUCCCAAAGAUGCUGGUGAAUAUCCAGGCUCAGAGCAAAGCCAUCUCCUACGCCCAGUGCUUCAUUCAGGUGUAUUUUUUUAUGAUUUUUGCUGGAAUGGACAAUUUCCUCCUGACUGUGAUGGCCUAUGACCGCUAUGUGGCCAUCUGCCGUCCUCUGUACUACACAGUCAUCAUGAACCCACGGUUCUGUGGCUUUCUGGUUCUGAUGUCUUUGCUUCUCCUUUUCUGGGUCUCCUUGCUUCAUAUUUUAUUGAUGAGGCAGCUGACCUUCUGUACAGGCACUGAAAUUCCACAUUUCUUCUGUGAACUAGCUCAGAUGCUCAAGGUGGCCUGCUCUGACACUCUCAUCAAUAUCAUCUUCUUGUAUGUGGCAACUGCCCUACUGGGUGUGUUUCCUUUUGCUGGAAUUCUCUUUUCUUACUCUCAGAUUGUCUCCUCUUUAAUGAGAAUGUCCUCUGCAGUGGGAAAAUAUAAAGCAUUUUCCACCUGUGGGUCUCACCUCUGCGUGGUCUCCUUGUACUAUGGGACAAGCCUGGGUGUCUACCUUAGUUCUGCUGUGACCCAUUCUUCCCUACACAACUCAGUUGCCUCAGUAAUGUACACAGUGGUCACCCCCAUGCUAAACCCCUUCAUCUACAGCCUGAGGAACAAGGAUGUCAAGGGGACCUUGGGAAGGCUCCUUAGGCAAGGAGCCCCUUGUCUGUGA
Molossus molossus (Pallas's mastiff bat) is the source of this 942-nucleotide messenger RNA. Its product is annotated as olfactory receptor 7D4-like. The coding region runs from base 4 to 942 and encodes 312 amino acids. Gene Ontology annotation, biological process: G protein-coupled receptor signaling pathway. The transcript has a single exon. The record is from RefSeq and is a predicted model, not a curated record. Lineage: Eukaryota; Metazoa; Chordata; Mammalia; Chiroptera; Molossidae. Gene Ontology annotation, molecular function: G protein-coupled receptor activity; olfactory receptor activity. Gene Ontology annotation, cellular component: membrane.